Messenger RNA from Lobosporangium transversale, 1152 nucleotides. RefSeq names its product flavin reductase like domain-domain-containing protein. The record is from RefSeq and is a predicted model, not a curated record. Gene Ontology annotation, molecular function: riboflavin reductase (NADPH) activity; FMN binding. The transcript has 3 exons. The coding region runs from base 28 to 1110 and encodes 360 amino acids. NCBI's taxonomy places the organism in Eukaryota, Fungi, Mortierellomycota, Mortierellomycetes, Mortierellales, Mortierellaceae.
GCAGGAAAGAGAUAGUAACAUACCGACAUGUACUUCUCAUGCAUAAGGAUGCAGAUGGAUGCAAUCUAUAGUCGCCUCAUUACCAGCAGAUUACAGUAUAUGCCUCCAUGGAAUGCAUCAGCUGCAGAGUUGGUCAGUCAUAAAAGACGAUCCUUUAUCGAUCUCAAUUAUACGAUCCAAGGGAAACUCCACAUGCUGCGUGGAUCAUAUCGAUCAUAUACCAAGGAUAGGGAAGGAACUUCAUCAGAUGCAUUAUCGUCGAAUAUUGCCAAAAAAGGUACAUCCAACGAUAAGACGAGCACAUCAGAAAAGCUUCGCAGAGUACUAAGAAAAGUCCCAUUUCCAGUUGCUGUUGUAAGUACUGCUGCGCCAAACGACCCAUCAGUUCGCCGUGGGAUUACCGUGUCAUCUUUUUCGUCCAUUUCACUGCAGCCAAUUCCCCUGAUCGCAUUUUGUGUGAAGCUUCCUUCAAGGGCCUCGACAAUGUUGCACGAAUCAAACCAAUUUAUAGUUCAAUUCCUGGCCUCAGAUCAAAUAACUCACUCAGUGGCAUUUUCAUCCUCAGUUCCACCUCCAUCUGAGGUCAUUACAAACCUUCCUACGUCAAACCUUACUGAUGCAGCGUCAUCAAUUGUUCCCAAACAAUCAGAAUCUCGGGCGCAGGCCUUCACAAGAUCAACUCAAGCAAGGGUGCCGCAUGACAAGGAUAUUGAGGAAUUGACUGCGGAGGCAACCAUACAAAUAUUAGCCGACAAUGAGAUUGGCAAUUCUUCUCUGGCUGAUGCCUUUACUGGUUCUCAAAACGCUAAAAAGAAUGGCACACUUCACGGCAUUCCAGCGCCACCACUUGUAACAUCACCAAGUACACCGCCAGACCCUGAUCCUUUCGAGGUAUUGGGUUAUAAGAUUGACCCAGAAUCGAAUUUACCGGUGCUGCUGAACACAUUAGGGGCGAUCCGGUGUAGUACUCAUCAGGUGAUGGCAGUGGGAGACCAUGAGAUGUGGAUCGGACACGUAGAAAAGGUAUUGCAUGGCGAGAUCCCAGAUCAGCAAGAGCCAUUGUUAUACCAUGAUCGGUCCUACCGAAGAGUCGGGCGUAGAAUCGUAUAAGCAUUGCAUUAAAAUAUUACGCCUUGGUUAAAUAAUCAUGCA